Molecule: messenger RNA, 1372 nt
Organism: Orbicella faveolata
Lineage: Eukaryota; Metazoa; Cnidaria; Anthozoa; Scleractinia; Merulinidae
Cellular component (GO): extracellular region
Molecular function (GO): peptidase inhibitor activity
Source: RefSeq, a predicted model, not a curated record
UUUGGAUUUAAUUUUGUUCUCUAUCCAGCGAGGGGAUGUGUUGAUAUAUUUUACGCCGGCUACACUUCGAGUGGUGUGUACACGAUAAACCCCGACAGAAAAACAGAUUUUGAGGUAUACUGCGAUCUGGAGACUGACAGUGGAGGCUGGAUUGUGUUCCAGAGACGACAGGACGCUUCUGUCAGCUUUCAUCGGACGUGGAAUGACUACAAAUAUGGCUUUGGAGACCUCAAAGGGAAUUUCUGGCUUGGAAAUGACAAGAUUCAUCGCAUCACUUCCGCCAAGAAGAUGUCGCUGCGUAUCGAGCUUGAAGAUUGGAACGGGAAAAAAGUGUUCGCCCGAUACGACAGUUUCAAGGUGGACAACGAAAAAGCCAAGUACAAAAUAACGGUCAGCGGUUACAACGGCACGUCUGGGGACUCUUUGAGUUACCAUAGCAACAUGAUGUUUAGCACGAGAGACAGCGACAAUGACAAGUGGAAAACGGGGAGCUGCUCAAAUGACCUGACAGGGGGAUGGUGGUUUAACGAUUGUCACCACUCGAAUUUGAAUGGGCAGUUCAUGGGUAACACGAAGGCUUACAGCGGCAUUAGCUGGUCUCGUUUUAAACAUAACCUCUCUUUGAAGUUUGUGGAGAUGAAAAUGCGAGCACAGUCGUUUGACAAAGAAAAAGAGGACGAAUGACUGAAAUGAGACGGAGAAAGAUGGGUUUCCAUUUUAGCGUUAUUUUGAGCGCGUCAACGAGAAUUUUAAGGGCUUUACGUGCCUAAAAUACAAUAGAGGCUGAGAAAACAUGUGUACGGUUUGUGAGUGCUGAAAAAGAUGAGUCACUCUGAACUUUUUUCUGUAGACACAAGUCGUCCAUACAUUUGCUCUGACAUAUGACCGUUAACGCACGUAAAAUAACGCAACAGUGGAAAUCCCGGCCCGCUUAAGGGACUUCGAUAUUAGGACAUCUACCACAUAAAGAUGCUCGCUUUUAUAUCCCUUUACUAGGACAAAAGUACCCAAAACUAAUAUUUUAAUUUGCAUAGUCUUAACUGAAUCACGUGAAAUUACCACUCAAGAGCUAAUAUUAAAAUGCACACAGGAGCUCUCACAAACAAUUUUUUCAUGAAGAGGGGACAUCUGAGACGUAAAAGUUAGAACCACCUUUUACUGCAUAACAAAUAGUGCUGCAUGGAAGUACUGCUCGAUAGCUUUCAUUUAAAUGGUCACACACUAUAGUUCCAUCCAAAGAUUUAAAAGUUAGAAUUACUUGUAUACAUCAUUAUCUUAUAAAUAGUACACAUGUACUCCUCUAUAGGUUUCAUUUGAAUGGCACACACUGUAUGGUUUCAUCGUACAGUAAAGUAUACAGAACCACGAUAAA